Selaginella moellendorffii is the source of this 590-nucleotide messenger RNA. RefSeq names its product stomatal closure-related actin-binding protein 1. Gene Ontology annotation, biological process: actin filament organization; regulation of stomatal movement. The coding region runs from base 1 to 579 and encodes 192 amino acids. The record is from RefSeq and is a predicted model, not a curated record. Gene Ontology annotation, molecular function: actin binding. The transcript is spliced from 8 exons. Lineage: Eukaryota; Viridiplantae; Streptophyta; Lycopodiopsida; Selaginellales; Selaginellaceae.
AUGGGUAAGAGCUGUGCUUUGAGGGCUACCUGUUCGUCCGAAAGCCACCAGCGAGGAUCGUCUGUUUGUGGAGCGUGCGUGAUUUAUUGGAUGAUCCGGCGGGUCAUGGACAUGGACUACAAACUUCAAGCUAUCCAACAACAAUUUGACGUGAAUUGGAUAUUGCAAAACAAAUGCGAGAGUGCUGUUAAGUCACAAUACGCUCCGGACCCGUUUGAUGCUGGAAGAAUUUUGCGAGUGGAUAUUACUCUACCAGAUGGAGCGAAAGAAUUUUUAUUUACAACUGGCCCUGAUGAUCCAGCCCUUGGAAUGGCGAGUACGCGUAUGAAGCUCCGUAAAGGACUGACAACGAAGAUCAAAGAGAAAUACGCUGCCGGCAAGCAGCUUUGUGGAGCAAGAGGUGGCGGACAGAUCGCUCCUUUCGCCAUGUUUUGGCUUGUGAAGCGAGGCCUGACUUACAUGCUUGGAUUUGAGUCCGAGCGCGAGCGAAACGCUGCGAUCAUGCUGGCACGAAGAUUUGCGUUUGAUUGCACUGUGAUGCUAGCCGGCCCAGGCGAUCGAUCACCUAUAGGCACAUAAACGAAGUGAAA